GCUGCUUAGAGAGUACGCACACCCCCCUUCCCCCCCCGUGCCCAUCCGUAUUUGCUUUUUCAGGAUUUGAUUUAAUAUCUAAAGGCGAGAAUUCUAAUCUUGUGAGAUUAAGUCGCUCUAUACGACUUGCUAACCUUCAUCAAGUAUUUUUAUGAAGCUUCCAAAUAAGGUAAUCAGCUUCCGCACCAUCUGUUCUGCUGUAAGGUAUCUCUUCACCGUACCAUCGAGAGCGUCAAUACUCCUCCGCGUCGUCAUCCCGGAAAACGCGGGACCGUUCCCCGAGGGGAGGCCCGCGGUCAACAUCACGCUGUUCCCAACCACGAGGGAGGGGGCGGGUAAUAGCUCCUCGGGACCCCCCGAGGAUACCGGCGGGAUGCCCCGAGGUGUCGGGAGAAUCUCCCUCAACCCCAAGUGUCAACCGACUUCCAACCUCGCGAUCGCGUCGUCGAAUGGAGGGGUCUACAUGGACUCGAGCGCGGGGGCCGUUACGGAGAGUGUGGAGGUUGAGGCCGGGGAGUACGUUGCCGUGGUGUCGUCGUUUAGGCCACAGGAGGCCGACUAUGAAAUCACGAUCUACACGACCCCGGCGCUCGCUAGGGUGCAGCGGAUCAUGGGCUGACGUGCUCAUCGGAUGGCUGUUGGACAACGAUUAGCUUUGUGGCCUCUUUUUCCGUGUAUUGCGAU
Molecule: messenger RNA, 684 nt
Organism: Ectocarpus sp. CCAP 1310/34
Lineage: Eukaryota; Phaeophyceae; Ectocarpales; Ectocarpaceae
Source: the annotation of a GenBank genome assembly